AUGGAAGGGAGAAAUCAGUCUGGAAUCUCAGAGUUCAUCCUUCUGGGUCUUUCAGAGGAGCCAGAGCAGCAGAGACUUCUGUUCUUCCUGUUCCUCUUUAUGUAUCUGAUCACAGGGCUGGGGAAUCUGCUCAUCAUGAUGGCUAUUAUCUCUGACCCACACCUCCAUACCCCCAUGUAUUUCUUCCUCAGCAACCUGUCCCUGGUUGAUAUCUGUUUCACCUCCACCACAAUUCCCAAAAUGUUGAACAAUCACAUAUUCAAAAACAGAACAAUCCCUUUCGCUGGGUGCCUGACACAAGUAUUCUUCUUCAUUUGGUUCGCAGGGAUCGAUAGUAUCCUUCUCACUGCCAUGGCUUAUGACCGCUAUGUGGCUAUUUGUGCACCACUACACUACAGCACAGUCAUGACUCCGAGGGUCUGUGCCAUUCUAGUACUAGUGUCUUGGUCUUGGGCCUGUGCUAAUUCCCUGACACACACUGUCUUGCUGACCCGACUCUCUUUCUGUGGCCACAAUGAAAUCCCUCACUUCUUCUGUGACCUCAGUCCCCUUUUAAAGUUGGCCUGCUCAGACACCUUUAUCAAUGACUUGAUGGUCUAUACAGUAGGAGCACUGACAACAAUUUUACCCUUCAUUGGAAUCCUCAUCUCCUAUGCUCACAUUUUCAUGGCUGUAAUGAAGAUCUCAUCUGUGAGUGGGAAGCAGAAAGUUUUCUCCACCUGUGGAUCCCAUCUCACUGUGGUCUGUCUCUUCUAUGGGACAAUCAUUGGGGUGUACUUCAGCCCCACAUCCACCCACACAGCCCAACAGGAUACAGCAGCAACUGUGAUGUACACUGUGGUCACCCCUAUGCUGAACCCUUUCAUUUACAGCCUAAGAAAUAAGGACAUGAAAGGAGCCUUGAGGAUGCUUAUUAUUAGGAAAUUAAGAUUCAUUCUAGGAGUAUGA
Molecule: messenger RNA, 948 nt
Organism: Antechinus flavipes (yellow-footed antechinus)
Lineage: Eukaryota; Metazoa; Chordata; Mammalia; Dasyuromorphia; Dasyuridae
Product: olfactory receptor 1361-like
Exons: 1
Coding region: 1-948 (315 amino acids)
Biological process (GO): G protein-coupled receptor signaling pathway
Cellular component (GO): membrane
Molecular function (GO): G protein-coupled receptor activity; olfactory receptor activity
Source: RefSeq, a predicted model, not a curated record